Ogataea parapolymorpha DL-1 is the source of this 2472-nucleotide messenger RNA. RefSeq names its product Basic helix-loop-helix (bHLH) protein. The record is from RefSeq and is a predicted model, not a curated record. The transcript has a single exon. Lineage: Eukaryota; Fungi; Ascomycota; Pichiomycetes; Pichiales; Pichiaceae. Gene Ontology annotation, molecular function: protein dimerization activity. The coding region runs from base 1 to 2472 and encodes 823 amino acids.
AUGGUACAGAUUUUGUUGCCUGGAAUAGUUGCCAACAUUAUGAGUUUGGGCUAUAACUUUGACGAUACAGAAGCGUUUCUGUCGUCGCUGAACACUGAUCGGCCUGAGUCUGAUAGGUCGAACCCGUCGAACCUGCUGGAUUUUGAGAAUUCUUCAGGUCUGGACGAGUACACGAAAACCGAUAUCAAAAUUGAGGAUGAGAUUGAUGACUGGAUAGAUUAUGGUGCCCUCCAACAGAAAUAUGUGCCGCAGACGGCCGAGGACACUCCGGAUUCUAAUAACGAGUCUGUGCCUAUGGUAUCGCCGCCGGAUUCGUUUACCUCCAUGUCCGAAACGUCCUCCGUUAACGCCAAAAGGGCGACUACAAACUCAAAGGUCACCAAGUUGAAGAAAGAGCGGCACUCGCACAAUGUGGUGGAGAAAAAAUAUCGGAUGAAUAUCAAUAACAAGAUUCUUGAGCUCCGUGACGCAGUGCCGUCGCUUCGGGUCGCAUCCGGAGACAAACGAAUAGCAGCUACAGACCUGGACGGACUUACACCCGCGUUGAAGCUGAACAAGGCGAACAUUCUCGCGAAAGCUACCGAAUACAUCCGCCACCUGGAGUCUAAAAAUGCGUAUUUAAUGAACGAGAUCCACAUGCUGCGCUCUAGUCUUGAUAACCAGAUGGCAAACAAUUAUACCCAACAAACACAAUACUUCAGUCCGGAACUGCAACAACAGCCUCAGCAAAAUCAAUACGGGAGCCAAAACCAAACUUAUGUGAUGAAUUCAUCUCCUGUUCCCGUGGCUUCCAAACUUCUUAUGGGAGGGAUGACAGCCAUGGUUGGAACACAGCUGUUUGAGGGCUUCAGCGACGACAGCUUCAAAGGACUGUUUUUGGUGCCGUUGCAUCGGAUUUUCCCUCUUGUUGACUCUCCUCAGGCAUCUGUGGUGUUCAAUUAUCUGCGGACGUUACUUUUCUUUGGUGGACUCUUCUUGCUGUUGCAACCCGUAUACCAAUUUUUCGCAGCUCCUAAGGAAAAGGCGCCGACUCCAAUACGAACGGCAUUUGACGUUAGUCUCGGGGAGCUGGCACUAGACACGCUGAAAAUGCUGGGAAUCAAGCUCAGAAUUCUGAAGCUUGAUCUAACGGAAGAAUUGAAUGGCAUCAACUCGUUGAAUCUGUACUUUGAAAAGUGGCUCGUCAACACGCUCUCGAAUCAGGAAACAAUGUCCUACAGCACUAUUUGGAGGCCGUUUUUCAAGUAUUAUAUUCGGUCGCUUGCUAUCGAUGGCCGCAUCAUUGAGGUAGUCAAAUCUAAUUCCAGUAUCCAGUUCCACUUCAACAGGUUAAUUGUUGCAAAGAUGGUGAUGAUGAAAGUGGGAGAGCCCCUGAGCAGUUUUCUAGGGCUUCAGCGAAUGCUCGACAGUUUGAUGCUAGGAAUGGUGAAAGAUUUGAAACAAAUCAAAGACUCGGCCAAGUAUUCUGACGAGACUGCUCGCAUUCUCAAAUUCGUGAGUAACGAUAUCGCAUUCUUGGAUAGCGAAGAAUUAUUUGAAAAGCUGAUCGAUGUGCUGAAGUGGAGAGAGACCAACAACAACGGCUCUUACAUUGAGGAGUUUCUCAGGAAUUCUGAGGACUCUGAUCUCUCCUUAAUCAAUCUGAUUUGUGCCAUUCGCUCCUCCCAGAUUUUGAACGAGCUCAUGAAAGAAUACCUUUCGCAACUAGCUGAAUCUACAAGCGAGUCCGAGGAGUCAGGCGAAACGCAAAUGGAUGCAGAUACAAUUUAUGAAAAAAUCAAUUCAGACAGCCUAGUGAUACCGCCAGCCUGCGUCAAGCUUCAAAGAUUAAGAAUUGUACUGAACAGCUUGCUGAAGCCAACAGCCGAGAACGCCCGAAAAACUCUUGAGGCGGCAAUCGGCGCCGUGAAGGAUGUGGUCGAAUUCAGCGAGGCGAUUGAGCAGAUCGAGCCCGUGCAACAAGACGAGUCUGGCGUUGAAGAUCCGACCAUCUCAAAAAUUCUUCAGUUCGCACACCAGCCUCUGCGCCCUCCAAAACUUGCUAACGACGAAACAAGGCUUACACUCACUUGUGUGUUGAUGCUGCACUUCUUUGAAGUUGGCCAGGUGGGCCAGGCGUGCCGUUUAGUGCGCUACUUGAGCCUUUCGCAGUCGACAGAGACAGUUUCAUUGCUCACGUUAAUCAGCGUUUUGCGAGCCGUAAGCGUCUUGGGUGACCAUCUGGAUACGCUUGAUGGGGAUCUCCACAGCAGGCAGACUGUGGGCUCGCUGGUUGCGUUCUUGCGGUUGCACGUUGGCUCGACCACAAAACCGUCCUUGGUUUCAAAAUCUAUGACGGAUAACUCCCAUCAUCAGCUAGUGGACGAUGCCAUCGAUUACGAUGUGCGAGACUUAGAUUAUGAACUAAAGAGUAGCGUCAGUCACAAGCUAGUAUGCCUGGGCAGACAACUUCUUGGUGACAGCGAGCUGUGA